Molecule: messenger RNA, 1688 nt
Organism: Toxotes jaculatrix (banded archerfish)
Lineage: Eukaryota; Metazoa; Chordata; Actinopteri; Toxotidae
Gene: adhfe1
Product: alcohol dehydrogenase iron containing 1
Exons: 14
Coding region: 104-1504 (466 amino acids)
Cellular component (GO): mitochondrion
Molecular function (GO): alcohol dehydrogenase (NAD+) activity; metal ion binding
Source: RefSeq, a predicted model, not a curated record
AGCAGGGUCUCCUGUCCUGUGGGCUUGACACCGGUUUGGUCUGAUCUCGGUCUUGGUCUCGGUCUUGGUCUCGGACUCGGUGAGGACAUUCCAGACUCUGCAGAUGGCGGGACGGGACCGGGUCGUUCACCUGCUCAGGCAGCUCGAGCGCGUGGCGUGCAGAUGUCCUGCUCACUCCAGCACCUUCCAUCAAGGUGCUGGAGCAUCAACAUGCACUGUCGGGAAAACAGACUACGCCUUUGAGAUGGCGAGUUCCAACAUCAGAUACGGAGAAGGAGUCAGCAGAGAGAUCGGCAUGGACCUGCAGAACCUCGGAGCUCGGAAUGUCUGUCUCAUGACAGACAAGAACUUGUCCGGCCUCCCUCCCGUGAAGGCCGUCCUGGAGUCGCUAGCUAAGAAUGGAGUCAAGUACAAAGUGUAUGACAACGUUCGGGUCGAGCCCACUGAUACCAGUUUUAAAGAUGCCAUCUCAUUUGCUAAAAGCAACUCAUUUGAUGUGUUUGUGGCGGUGGGCGGGGGCUCAGUGAUUGACACCUGUAAAGCAGCCAAUCUGUAUGCUUGUCACCCCGACGCCGACUUCCUGGACUUCGUCAACGCUCCGAUCGGUAAAGGGAAACCGAUCACCGGAGCUCUGAAGCCGCUCAUUGCAGUUCCGACGACUGCAGGCACGGGCAGCGAGACCACUGGAGUCGCCAUUUUUGACUAUGAGCCUCUGAAAGCCAAAACAGGUAUCGCCAGCAGAGCCAUCAGACCCACACUGGGCAUCGUCGACCCGAUGCACACACUGAGCAUGCCUGAAAGAGUCGCCGCCAACAGCGGCUUUGAUGUGCUUUGUCAUGCUCUGGAGUCAUACACUGCUCUGCCCUACAACCAGAGGAGCCCCUGCCCCCCCAACCCUAUUAACCGCCCCGCCUACCAGGGCAGCAACCCCAUCAGCGACGUCUGGUCCCGCCACGCCCUCAAUGUGGUCGCCAAGUACAUGAAACGAGCGGUCCGGGACCCCGAGGACCUGGAGGCUCGGUCCAGCAUGCACCUGGCCAGCGUGUUCGCCGGGAUCGGCUUUGGAAACGCUGGCGUUCAUCUGUGUCAUGGGAUGUCGUAUCCGAUCGCUGGUAACGUGAAGACUCACUCAGCGGAGGGUUACGGUGUGGAGCAUCCCCUGGUGCCUCAUGGUCUCUCAGUCGUCCUCACGUCUCCGGCCGUCUUCAACUUCACUGCCCCAAUGUGUCCAGAGCGCCACCUGGACGCUGCAGAGAUCCUUGGUGCAGAUAUUCGGCAGGUGAAGCGGGAGGAUGCAGGUGCUGUUCUGGCUGACACGCUGCGUCAGUUCCUGUUUGACCUGCAGGUGGAGGACGGACUGGGAGCAGUGGGAUACAGCAAAGACGACAUCCCAGCACUGGUGAAAGGAACCAUCCCUCAGGAGCGAGUCACCAAACUUUCUCCCAGGCAGCACAGUGAGGACGACCUGGCCCAGCUGUUCGAAGCCUCCAUGAAGCUGUACUGAACAGACAGAAACUGAUCUCAGGUCUGUCGUGUGCUGAGAUGCAGCUCCUCUAACAGCCGCUAAGCGUCACUGUUUGUCUACCUGUUCAGACUCACCUGUGACUGUGACGCCUCAGCAGCGUCGUCUCACCACUGAUUGAUUUUAAAUUGACACAUGAACAGAAAAUAAAGCCGAUGUUAUAUGA